Suillus plorans is the source of this 2115-nucleotide messenger RNA. RefSeq names its product beta-glucan synthesis-associated. Lineage: Eukaryota; Fungi; Basidiomycota; Agaricomycetes; Boletales; Suillaceae. The transcript has 10 exons. Gene Ontology annotation, biological process: fungal-type cell wall organization; (1->6)-beta-D-glucan biosynthetic process. Gene Ontology annotation, cellular component: endoplasmic reticulum membrane; plasma membrane. Gene Ontology annotation, molecular function: glucosidase activity. The record is from RefSeq and is a predicted model, not a curated record. The coding region runs from base 1 to 2115 and encodes 704 amino acids.
AUGGUCGGUCCACGCGAUACUGCAAACGACCAAACAGUUCAGUAUGUUGACCGCGAUGAAGCACGACAUCCGGAAGUCGCCCAGGACAUGCAAUCCUCCCAAACACCCAGCUCGUCCAACUUUGAAAUGCCCCUCCUCCCUCCAGAUUCACCUCAGUCCAGGCAGACGCCCACACGUUCCUUAUCCCAUAAUGCCAACCUGAACUACAUAUCCUCUCCCUUGAACCCCAAUUUCUCCAUUUCGGCUCCUCAAGCCAAUCCACGUUAUCGGUCGCAGUCUCGCCAAAGCAUGCAAUUCAACCGCGUGGCUUCAGAGGACUCCCAAGUCCUCGCUGCAUCCAACAUAGCCUCCCUUCCUUCUGGUCAGCGUGGUUCAAUGAUAUUAUAUCGUAUAGCCGCAGAAGACAACAGUGGUCCAUUGACCGGACCGAAGCCAUUCCCUCAGCGCGAUUCGGUCCUCACUACCUCGGCAGAUUCCACUUUCUCACUUUCAUACGAUAGCAAGUACCCUUCUGGUGCUCGGAAUCCACGUGGUGCUCUCGUACCCUACGUCUAUGACCCAGCCCUUGACGAGCCAGAUCAGGAUGGUCCCCUUGAUGCUAAUGACGAUACUUUCAGCAGCACUGUCUUUCCCCUCAGAGGUAUCCUCAAUGUUGGGGUGCUCUCCCUCCUCAUUUUGGCCCUCUUAUGUCUCUUUAUCCUCUACCCCGUUGUCAGUUAUUAUCGCGAUAGCACCCAGAGAGAUUUGAUUACAGGCAACGUAUUCGUCAAUGGAACCGGCCAGGUUUCGUUUCUAUUUCAAAUGGCACAGCUCAUCGAUCCUGAUACGCCCAGUAGUGCUGCAACGCGGACAGGGUUUGAUGGCCUCCCUUAUGAACUGGUCUUCUCGGACGAGUUCAAUACAGACAACCGCACUUUUUGGCCUGGGGAUGAUCCUUUUUGGGAAGCCGUAAACAUCUGGUACGGGAGUACUGGCGAUCAGGAGUGGUAUGACCCCGGCCAGAUAACAACAAGGGAUGGGUACCUCAGCAUCGUCAUGGACCAGAUCCCUGAGAAUAACUUGCCUUAUCGGAGUGGUAUGCUCCAAAGUUGGAACAAGUUUUGUUUUACGGGCGGCUAUAUUGAAGUGUCAAUCAGUUUACCGGGGCCGAACCAGGAGACACAGGGUUAUUGGCCGGGUGCAUGGACGAUGGGUAAUCUUGCGCGUCCGGGAUACGGUGCGACUACAGACGGCGUUUGGCCUUACUCCUAUGACUCUUGCGAUGUUGGCACUUUCCCGAACCAGACAGAGCCGGAUGGUUCUGGGCCUGCUGCUGCUCUCCAGUCAGUUGCCUCGAAGGCCAAGUACAAUUAUGAACUAUCAUGGUUGCCGGGACAACGCCUCUCGUCAUGCACCUGCCCAGGAGAAGAUCAUCCCGGGCCAUCCGUAAAUGUUGGCCGUGGUGCCCCUGAAAUCGAUAUUCUCGAGGUCGAGCAUAAUAAAGUGGGCUCGGGACAGGUUGUCUCGCAGUCCGGCCAGUUUGCACCCUUCUCGCACGAUUACACCUAUCUCAAUGCCACCCAGGAUGAGUGGUUUAUCAACACACCUAGUAUCACAAAUGCGAAUCCUUAUCUCGGGAGUGCAGUCCAGCAAGCAGUAUCUGCCUUAACGAUUCUUCCCGAUGAUAUUUUCCAAGAAUCUGGCGCGCAGUUCACGACUUUUGGCUUCGAGUAUUGGUCGGAUCCCUCAAAUCCUUCAGACGGGUAUAUCACAUGGCAGACCGCCGGCGUCGAGUCCGCGCGUGUUGGCGCCGCAGCACUUGGUCCCGAUCCGUUACCAGCAGGCACAGGCGUGUCGCAGCGACUAAUCUCCGUAGAGCCAAUGUCCAUUGUCCUUAACUUGGGUAUCUCACCGGGUUGGCAGACGAUUGACACAAGCACGAUGAUCUUCCCUGCUGAGAUGCUUGUUGACUACGUUCGUGUGUAUCAACGGCGAGGGCAGACGAAUGUUGGGUGCAGCCCCGCAGACUUCCCUACGGAUGACUAUAUCAAGCGACAUAUGGAUUCGUAUAUGAAUCCCAACCUCACGUCAUGGAAUUAUCCAAAACCGCAAAACAGCUUGGUGCGUCGUCCUUGA